AUGGUGAGGACGUUGAUGAUGACGAUGACUAACAAUGACGACGACUACGACGAUACCGAUGAUGAUGACGAUGACGAUGACGAUGACGAUGAUGAUGAUGAUGAUGAUGAUUGCGAUGACGAUUAUGAUGAUGAUGAUGAUGACGACGACGAUAACAAUGACGACGGCUAUAACAAUAACGAUGAUGAUGACGUUGACGAUGAUGAUGAUGUUGAUGAUGAUGAUGAUGUCGAUGAAGACGAUGACGGUGAUGAUAAUGAUGUUAAUAACUACGAUGAUGAUGACGAUGAUGAUGUUGAUGCUGAUGACGAUGACGUUUAUGAUGAUGAUGAUGACGAUGAUGAUGCUGAUGAUGAUGACGAUAGCAAUGACGAAGACGAUGACGAUAAAGAUGAUAAUGACGUUGACGAUGAUGAUGAUGACGAUAAUGAUGAUGAUGAUGACAAUUACGAUGACGAUGAAGAUGAUGAUGACGAUGAAUAUUAUGAUGAUGAUGAUGAUGUUGUUAUAAAAGAUUCGAGAAAUGCUGAAAUAUCAACCAUUUCUGAAACCCGUAAGUACAACACGGUCGCUACCACUGACGUGGCCACAUCUUGUACAGCAGCUGCACCAUCUGAUGCCAAAGAAAUCUGUAAAGAAUAUAGGGAUGUUACUACUUACAAACCUCUUCAUCAGUCUCCAAACUUACCAGCAGCUGAACCAUUUGGUGCCAAAGCUUCUGUUUCUGGAAUCUGUAAAGAAAACUUGGAUGCUACUACUUACGGAUCUCUUCAGCAGUCUCCAAACUCACAAGCAGCAGAACCAUUUGGUUCCAAAGCUUCUGUUUCUGGAAUCUGUAAAGAAAACUGGGAUGCUACUACUUACGGAUCUCUUCAGCAGUUUCCAAACUUACCAGCGGCAGAACCAUUUGGUGCCAAAGCUUCUGUUUUUGGAAUCUGUAAAGAAAACUCAGAUGCUUUUACUUACGGAUAUCUACUACAGUCUUCAUGCAAACAAGCACCAGUACCAUCUGAUGGUAAAAGAGCUAUCGAGUUUAAAACCCGCAAAGAAAACUCAAAUUCUGAUGUCAAAAAUAUUUGUCUAUUUGAAGAUCAUACGGUUGAAACUACAAUGGAUGUUAUUAUCUGCACUGAAAUUCACAGAACUAUUUUAGACGGAGCGCUUAAUCAUGCUGAAAUCGACAAAAGGACAAAAUCAGGAAAAAGAAAGAGGAACAAAACAGUGAAGAAAUCUUUUAUAGAAUUUUUGUCCGACGAAGAAAAACUAGACUUCUCGUCGGGUAGUUCUGACAAUUGGUCAUGUAAGGAAUCAGACUCGAGCAGUGGUGAAGAAUACGUCACCAAUAAGAUGAAGAAGAAGAGAGUUAAGAAAUGUGCCAGUGUGAAAUUUGGGAAAAAUGAACAAAUAAGAAAAAAAGAGAAGUCAAUUAAUAAACGUAAAACUACUAAGACCUUAAAAGAUGCAGGAAAAAAUUAUGAAAACAAGAGUGGAAAACUUGUACCGGAAAAAAAUGAAACCUAA
Messenger RNA from Parnassius apollo (apollo), 1521 nucleotides. Lineage: Eukaryota; Metazoa; Arthropoda; Insecta; Lepidoptera; Papilionidae. The record is from the annotation of a GenBank genome assembly.